GAUGGGUGUGAAAGACUUCAAGCUGUUUACUGGGAUUACACUUGAGAAAGGGCUAAGCCCGAAACAUGUUGUGUGAUUUGUAGUCAAUAAAAUACUUUUCUAGCAGUAACUGCUAUUUGAGUGCUCUCCUCUAUCCUGCAGAAUUUGGAGUCUACAUAGGAUUGCGGUAAUCCUUUGCUGAGGAUCGAAGCAUUGAGGAAUUAACCCCUGUACGGCUGAACAUAAGAACAAACACAUGCUGUCCAAGGACUGAACACAUCGCAAUGGGUUUCAAUGAUCUCCUGCUGAGUGUCGGUGGCCUGGGACGGUUUCAAAUCAUCCAUACUACAAUGCUGUUGAUUCCAAUGAUCUUUAUGAGUUGCCAUAACUUUUUACAAAACUUCACUGCUGCUAUUCCUGCACACCGCUGUUGGGUACCCUCGUUGGACAACAAUACAAUGGGCUAUGACCAGAAUGAUCUGCCAGCAUUUAUUCCUGUGGACGAAAGUGAAAAGCCCAUGAGCUGCUUGCGUUACAGGAGAACUCUCUAUAAUAUGUGGACAAAUGGUACUUUAACAAACUAUACAGAACCUUGUGAAGAUGGAUGGGUCUAUGAUAAGAGUGACUUCUCUUCUACCAUUGUCACAGAGUGGGACUUGAUCUGUAAACUUCGUCAAAUGAGGCAAAUAGCCCAGUCCAUCUACAUGGCAGGAGUGUUGGUGGGAGCUGUAGUGCUUGGAGGAGUGUCUGACAGAUUUGGAAGGAGGGCUAUCCUGAUUGUCGCAAACCUUGCAAUGGCUGUCUGUGGGACCUGUGCUGCUUUCCUUCCCAACUUUAUUACCUAUUGCACGUUCCGAUGUCUCUGUGGGAUCGCAUUCUCAGGCAUCGUUCUCAAUUCCAACUCUCUGAUUCUUGAAUGGACACCACCAAAGGGACGGACUGUCUUGGGAACUCUAUUCACUGCUAGCUUUACCUGUGGCCAGCUUCUGUUAGCAGCACUGGCGUAUGGCAUCAGAGAAUGGCGGUGGCUGCAGUUCACUGUAUCUGCCCCAUUUUACUUCUUCUUCUUGUAUUCUUGGUUGGUGCCAGAAUCUGCACGUUGGCUCAUACUGAAAGGUCGAUCUCGUGAAGCUCUAAAAUACCUGCGAAGAGUAGCCAUAAUAAAUGGAAAAAGAAAGGAAGGAGAAAUGUUAUCUCAGAAGAUACUUAUCUCCCACAUGCAAUCUGAAAUAAGCCAAGUUAAACGUUCGCACUCGAUAUUUGAUUUGUUUCGUACCCCAGGAAUGCGUAAAGUGACUAUAUGCCUCAUGAUGGUAUGGUUUUCUUCAGGUGUUGCAUUUUAUGGAAUUGGUAUGGACCUUCAGAACUUUGGAAUCAGUAUUUUCCUGCUGCAGUUUACAUUUGGAGCCAUUGAUUUGCCCGCUAAGUUGGUUGCUGCACUGUUAAUGACCUACGCAGGACGACGCGUGACACAGACUACAGUACUGAUUUUAGCUGGGGUGGCACUCCUGGCCAAUGCCUUUAUACCUCAGGACAUGAAGAUAUUGCGUAUGGUUCUGGCUGUUUUUGGGAAAGGAUGUAUGGCAGCAUCUUUUGCUUGUGCCUACCUGUUCUCAGGAGAACUGUUUCCCACAGUGAUCAGACAGACCGGGACAGGUGUUGUUGCAAUGAUGGCCCGAGUAGGCUCUGUGGUGGCUCCAUUGAUAUUGUUGCUCUGGGAAAUCUCACCUAUCCUACCAUCUGCGAUCUAUGGUGUGACUGCUAUAAUAUCUGGAGGUGCAGCCACAUUUCUGAUGGAAACCCGCAACCAGCAGCUGCCCGAAAGUGUUGAAGAGGUGGAAGCCAGGUCACGAGACAAAGGUACCGUUAAAAAGAUUUCAAAGGAAGAGGUGCCUCUUAACCAAUGUGAGUCACAAAAGAUGGUUCCCAAAGAUGAAGUUCCACUUAACCAGAGUCAGUCACAUUCUGCACCACCCAAAGCACUUAUGGUGGACACUGUCUGAAGCCACCAACCUGUUAUUUUUCAUUGUGUUUUCUGAUAUGGACUGUCACACAAGAACAGAAACAGAGAAUGUUCUGUUAUUUAUGCAACGCCCAAUAACGUUUCAAGUUGGAUUACAAGGAAAAAAGAAUGUAAAUAUUAGCAUAUAUUGUGCCCUGAGCACUUCUAAACACCCUUGCAGCGCUGAUUUUAUAGUCACUUAAGUUGCUGUAAAAGAGCAUUUUGUUCACAUGCUAGAUAAGUUUGCAUCAAGCAGAUACUGAGAACCUGGAGCAGGGUAUAUUACCAGGUUGUGAAAAGACCACAAUCAGACCUAUACAUUCAGAAUGGGUCCAUUCUGGAUGCCCCGUACUAACCUGAACCUAAUAUAUAUAUAUAUAUAUAUAAAUAAUACACAAAAGCCAUGAAUAUCUUGUAAAUUAUAUCCUUAUCCAUCAGUUAUAAAUGGUGAGUAAUGAUGUCAUUUUUGUCACAUGACUCACUAAAACUUGUGUAUUAUAAGAAAUAAAGGACCCCUUGUUGGAAAAUAUGAGGAUAUUAUAACCUCAGAGCUCCAUGACCUUUAAUAUGGUCAUGGACCUCUUUGGUGACUUA
Xenopus laevis (African clawed frog) is the source of this 2575-nucleotide messenger RNA. It is a transcript of the gene slc22a20.L, whose product is annotated as solute carrier family 22 (organic anion transporter), member 20 gene2 L homeolog. Gene Ontology annotation, molecular function: transmembrane transporter activity. The coding region runs from base 264 to 1982 and encodes 572 amino acids. Gene Ontology annotation, biological process: transmembrane transport. NCBI's taxonomy places the organism in Eukaryota, Metazoa, Chordata, Amphibia, Anura, Pipidae. The transcript has 11 exons. Gene Ontology annotation, cellular component: membrane. The record is from RefSeq and is a predicted model, not a curated record.